AGCGGCAUUGAGGCCAGACGGAGAACUGCCAUCAUUGUGGGUGUUGCUGUCGGCGCUGCGGGCUUCUUCAUCAUUGGUUUCAUCACCAGUCGCUAUUGCAAGAAGCAUAAAGUCUUCAGAGUGAUACCGAAGACUCCUCAAAAUAACAAGUGUACAAGUGAGAAUGGAAAUAUCGAAGGCCUCGAGUUCCAUGACCUCAGACAAGGGAUGUGUGUUUACAACGAGCCAGACGAAAUCGGCUCCGUGAAGAUCAAAUUCAUUCCGUAUGAUGGCGAAUCUUUGCAAAAAUCCAAAGAUCACAGUUCUACCAAAAUCAAACAAGACAGUUUCGUGAAUGGAAUCGACAAACUAAAGUACAUGGACGAGACAGACGACGAGGCGGAAUCGGCUUCAGCAGAAGACGGACUUCUAGGCAAGUCCAACGAAAAGGAAAGUGUGCCUCCGCCAUCCCCCGAACACCGGAAUUCAACGGAAAAUACACGAGCGAAGAACGCCGAUGAUAGCCGAGGCGAUGCUGAAAUGUCUUUGGGGAGCACACUGGCUGAUGGCGUCAUGAGCAAACUCAACGAGAAGUUGGCUCCGAUUGCGGACGAGAGGACCCCAAUGCUUUCCAAAGCACACGGCGAAGACGCCAAGCUCCACAGUUAACACAGUGAACUAGAUAUCAGUCCGUCAGUUAGCUAGAUGUCACAUUUUUAUGUGUGUGAAUGUUGUACAACUGUGUGAUGUGUUUAUGUUGGUGGUCAACGCGAAGAGCGUCAGUUGGUUGUUUGCUACAUUGUAAACUAGUGCUAAUAUUUCGCCAAGGAGUCUCAGAAAUUAUCAUGGGUCAUGGCCAUGAAACACAUUAUGCUAUGCCUGCUGGAAGGUGCUUGCUGUUUUUAUCACAUGUAUUAUUAUUUUUUAAUAAUGCAUAGUUAAUUUAUUUUAUCUUCCAAUGCCAAGCUAAUCCAUUAUAUUUUCUGGAACAGUCAUAACAUGCAAACAGGGACUUUAAUUAACAUAUUUAUGAUCAUCAAACAUCACUUUGAACAUGUGUAUUUGGAACUUGCAUAGCCGCAGUGCAAAUAUAUCUGGUGAGACAUUUCUAUAGGCGUCAUUGUCACUUUAAUUCUGCUGUAAUGCUAGUGUCAGACUACCAACUGCCACGACGGAGUUGGCCUACUCGCCGAUCUCGCGACUAAUACGACUGUGCAGUUGCCAGUCUGAGCUCUCUUACAGAUUUUCGUCGUAUACAACUCCUACGACCAAUUAGUUGUUAAUCUGAGCGCACCCGUCGUAAGUUGGGAGUAGGGGAUAUAACAACGCAACUGUCAAGUUGGCCAACUCCGUCGUGACCGUUGAUAAUUUGAGCCUAGUAUAUACAGGCGUGAACAGUCUUGAUAGACGACUUGUAUGUUCUGUAUUUUGUGCUCCGAGUCGGGCCACUGACAUCCAGAGACGGGACUCAGGAAAGACAUGCUCGAAACCUUCAUGGUAUAUGAGCACGUAAAAAAUUUCAAGUCAAGUCAAGUAUGUUUUGAACUUUCAGAAUGUUAAAAAGUAGUUUUUGUAUAUUUAUAUCGGCUAACCACUAGCUUUGAGGUGCUACGUGCUUGUUGUAUUUGUACUUGUAUUAUGAUUAUUGUUAUUAUAUUAAUGGAUCUUAAGGCAGUUUUGCUCAGGAGUUAUCACAGUAUGGUUAAUGUAAAUCUUACUGAUAAUGCAUUGCGUUAAAAUCACCUUUGUGAUUAAUUUUAGAUGGAGCUUUGUUCAGUAUAGUGAAAAAUAGGCGGAUUUUAUCGGCCGCGAAUUUUGAAAAAAAAAAAAAAAUACUAUGAUAAGUAUGUCAUGCCGUUUUGCACAUUGUUAUGUUGUUUUUUCACACAUCAUGGAUGAGCAACGGAAGGCAGACAAGAGGCCAGGAUGUGGUACCUUUACUACUACGAUGUAUACUGAAAACCUACAUGAUGCAAUUGUAGAAUACACGGAACGAUAUAUAUAGCUUAUGUGAUAACUAGAAUGAGAAGGUAAUUCUCUGAACACGUAUCGCUUGCUAAAGGCUUCGAGAAAUCACUAGAAACAAUAUGGAAGCGACGCCCCUGUCCUUAUCUCUGUAUUCUCAUUGCAGUCGUUACGGUUUAGGACUCCCAUCAGUGUGUUCUGUAUACGUGUGUGUAUGCGUAUGUGGCUGUAUGCUUUGUUUUAACGCUGUAGUAAUUAUACGAGCACUUCGUGACGACUUUAAAAUAGUAUUACACACAACCAUAAAUAUGCCAGUAGAAGACGAACGAAUGGAUGGAUGCUUAAUGAUAUCCCCAAUUCAAAGAGUUUCAUUCAUUAGUAUAUUGGUGUCAAAGGUAACAUUAAAUCAUUGUCAAUCGGAAUGUAUAAAGUGCAUAAAGCUGAUUAGAGAAAUGCUGUGCUUAAACAAUAUACACACACAGUGUAAAAAUGCUGCUUUAAUAAUAAGAAAUGAAAUGUUUUGCCCACCAAAAACUGGAUAGUGUAAAAAAAAUUUUUUUAAAUUAAAUUCAAAUUCAUGUCAUGAGGCAGAAUGCCAAGGGAACUUUGUGGGAGGUUUGGAGGGGAAUGAAAAUUAAUAUAAAAUAAAAUUAUAACUGUUGCAAAAUUCAGGGGGUCCGGGCCCCUGCCCCCCUAGAUCCGCCUCUGCACAGUGUUAUGUAAACUGUAUGAUUUACCAAUGACUAUUUUUUAAAAUCUUAACAAUUAGUGAUAUGACUUGUCGUUGUGAGGUAUAACUGUCGUCAACAUGUUUGUACCAUUUGCGGCCGCAUUAAUCAUGAACAUGUGUCCAUAUACUGUAUACCAUAUUUUAACAAGUGUGCCUUGUCCUUACUAUUGUUAUAAUUUCCCAAGACAUCCGUAUACAUAGUUGCAAUGAAUGUGUACACAAGACUGUUUUGUAAGUAUCAUAGUAGUGUGUGGCUUAGCAAGACAUUGUCCUGUGUCGACAUAUAGUGGUGUGCUUAUUAUUGGAGACUCAAAUACCAUGACAUUAAAUUGUAUGAUAAUGCCUGUAUUGUUUCACACUCGGAUAUACUGCAACAUUUUCAUUUACCAUUUUAUCUUAAGCGGAGUGAAUAGGCAAAGUAUAUUCAAUAUGGAGCCGGAGUAGUUUAAUGUAAAUUAUUUUUGAUUAUUACAAUCAAUGAUUCAAUAGGGUGGGUGGGUGUUUUUUUUGUUUUUUUUUCGGUGGAGUAUUGUCAUUGUUAAUGUACAUUUCUAGGAACAAGUCAUUAGGAAACGUUAUAUUUUUAUGAAUAAACAGUCUUUUUAACAUG
Molecule: messenger RNA, 3284 nt
Organism: Gigantopelta aegis
Lineage: Eukaryota; Metazoa; Mollusca; Gastropoda; Neomphalida; Peltospiridae
Exons: 3
Coding region: 208-648 (146 amino acids)
Source: RefSeq, a predicted model, not a curated record